Molecule: messenger RNA, 891 nt
Organism: Macroventuria anomochaeta
Lineage: Eukaryota; Fungi; Ascomycota; Dothideomycetes; Pleosporales; Didymellaceae
Product: glycosylphosphatidylinositol anchor biosynthesis protein 11
Exons: 3
Coding region: 148-891 (247 amino acids)
Biological process (GO): GPI anchor biosynthetic process
Cellular component (GO): endoplasmic reticulum membrane
Source: RefSeq, a predicted model, not a curated record
AUCAACACUAAAACAACGACAACACGGCCGGGUGCCACUUCCACUCCUUUGAUUCUCCCUGAGGCCUCUCACUAAGCCACUGAAACUCUCAAUUCACUCGAAAAGUGUGUUCCGCAGCACCCGCAUCUUUCUCCAGUUCAGCACACAAUGGCCAGCGCAACCGGCAUCCCCGCUGCUCCAGCACCUAAAGCGCCCGCAACGCCCAUUGAGCCCCUCAACACCGACGUUGCGCGCAUCUAUACGCAUAUCCAUCCCAUUCUUGUGCUCUCGCUCUACGCGUAUAAGUUCAAGGAUCUCGUCGCCGACCCUGUCCCAGCGCUCCUGAGCACACUGCUCCCCCUCGCUGUCCUACAAAUAGCAUUUGUAGCUGUUUGCCUACCGCCCACGAGCGGUACGAGCUCCACACAGAUCAAGAAACAGAAGCGCGGCGAGAAGAAGAAGGCUGCGCCUAGCACGAUUGAGAGGGGCAUCAAUGGGACGAUUGUGCCGGCUUUCCUCUCCCUACUCCUCACGACCCUGGCUUCGACGCCACUCCUUACCGCUACGCUCGUUCUGUUCGGCGCUCCGGUGACCUCACACCACACGCACACGCUCUUGGCUGGCGCGCAUAUCGCGGUGCUGAGCACACUGCCGCUGGUCUAUGCACAUGGCGUCAGCGGCGAGACGUGGAGGGAGGUUGUGGCGCUUUUGCUGCCGAUUGAUGAGGUCUAUGGGGGUUUGAUUGGCACGGUGCUGGGUGCUUGGUUGGGCGCUGUGCCUAUCCCCUUGGACUGGGACCGCGAGUGGCAGAAGUGGCCCGUCACGAUCGUCACAGGUGCGUAUAUUGGGUAUGCGGUGGGCAAGCUGUUGGGAGGUACGCUGCUCAAGGGCAAGAAGAUCAUGUUCGAGUGA